Molecule: messenger RNA, 1521 nt
Organism: Lichtheimia ornata
Lineage: Eukaryota; Fungi; Mucoromycota; Mucoromycetes; Mucorales; Lichtheimiaceae
Exons: 6
Coding region: 1-1521 (506 amino acids)
Biological process (GO): transmembrane transport
Molecular function (GO): transmembrane transporter activity
Source: RefSeq, a predicted model, not a curated record
AUGGCCAAGGAUGAUGAUAACAAUGAGCCAUACUCGAUCUUUUCUGCACGGCAAAAAGCCACCAUUGUUGCCAUCACCGUUAUCAGCACGGCCAUGCUCACAGCUUUACCAGUGAACAUUUACUAUCCUGCAUUAAAUAUCAUCAAAGAGGACAUGCACACGACUACAGAAAACAUGAAUUUCACUGUUACGAUUUAUAUCAUUGCUCAAGCCAUUGCACCAGCAUUUUGGGGUCCUAUCGCUGAUCGUACAGGACGUCGCCCAAUGUACUUGAUGGCCACGCUGACAUUUGUACUAAGUUGUGUUGGUCUGGCACUUGCACCAAAUUACCCAGUGCUUUUGGCGAUGCGGCUAUUACAAUCAUUUGGCGCUAGCCCUACUGUAGCCAUAGUGUGUGGUAUUAUUGGUGAUAUUAGCCCACCAUCAAGUCGAGGGACCUAUUUCGCUAUUAUGAGUGGCGUGCGACAUGUAGUUACAACAACAGGACCUAUGGUUGGAGGUAUUGUGGCUCAAAAGACAUCAUGGCGAUGGAUUUGGUGGAUCAUGGUUAUAUCGGGUGGUGCCAUUUUUGCCCUCAUGUUAUUCUUGGUUCCCGAAACAUUGCGAUCACUUGUUGGAAACGGAAGCGGGUAUGCUAAUCCAACACCUACACAAUGGUGGCGACAUCGAAAACAACAACGACAACGUGCAAAGCUACGACAAUCAGGCGAGGAAGGAUAUCAAUCAUCAUCCGUUGAUGAGGAAGGAGCAUCUUCCAUCACACACAUCCCGGCGCAACAACAGCGAAAACCUAUUAAUCUCUUGAAGCCUUUGCUUUUUCUCAAGGAAUGGGAUGUCCUUUGUGCACUUUUAUUUGGUGGUCUAUGUUUUGGUACUCAACAAUCCUUUCUGGUAACAACAUCGCAUAUACUAGCAAGCGUAUACCAUCUUUCGGUGAUGAAUGUCGGUUUGUGUUUCAUGACGGGAGGUGCUGGAUCACUGGCAGGAGCAUUAUCGACGGGCCGCAUUAUGGAUUAUGAGUUUAAACGGGUUGCUCUUGAAGCAUGUGGUCAUGUUCCUAAACGUGGAAGCCUGUCAUCGGAUUUCCCAAUCUUCAAGGCUCGAUUAAGAUACCCUUUGUGCCUCGCGGCUAUUUUGGAAGCAGCCGUCAUGGUGUUUGGAUGGAGUGUUUACACUGUGCAGCCAUUGCCUGUUACCUUAACCAUCGUGUUCAUCUUUUGCUUUACCCAUGCAAGCAUCUUCAGCUCAAUACAAGUAUUAAUGGUUGAUCUAUUUCCAGCCGACAGCUCCUCCAUCACAGCAACCAACAAUCUCGUACGCUGUACUUUAGCGGCAAUUGGCACAGCCACUGUGGAUCUUGGAAUUCGAGCUAUUGGUGUGCAAUGGACAUGCUUUGCCAUAUCAAUGAUAUUGGUUGUGUCCAAUAUACUGCCUAUCGCAUUGAUCAUAUAUGGUACGAGGUGGAGGUCACGGCGCAUGGAGAAGGAGUCAAGCCUCGCUAAAGAGAAAAACAAAGCAUGA